AAACACCCAUUUGUCUAUGACCACGAUGUCUCUUUGAAACAAAUGCUCUUACCACGAUUAGUUGGCAGUUGGCAAUAUCAGUCCCAAAAUUUCACAAGGAUUUCAAUCGUACACCUGGUUUGGUAUCUUCGAUCCACGCGGUUUCCGCCGUCUUCAACGCACACUAAUCUUCAUCAAAGGGUGAUUACAAGAGUUGGUAAUUGGCGAUGUCGAGGCCUCUUCUAUUAGUUUCCUUGUUGUUGUUGAUGAUCUUCACUUCUCAAUUUGAAUGGAAUCAGCAUAUUGUAAAUGAGGUUGAAGCAAGGCCAUUGGCUCUUUCACAAAAGCAGCAAUAUGUAUUAGAGAGGGAAGAAUCCAUCAAAGAAAAGAUAAUCCUAUCUCAAGAGAAACAAAUUCAAAAGCUUAAAGCACUGGUGCAAUCUCUUCAAGAACAGUUGCUUGUAUGCAGGGGUAAAGAUGACAUUGUGAACGACACUACAGGAUCUUUAACUGAACUACUAAACGAACUAAAUCAUCACCAAAUCAUGGAGUAAUUAACAUCACUUUCUUUCUGUAUCCAUCAAGCUUGGUUUUUUUGUAAUUUGGUAAACAUGUAAAGUACAUUACCAUCUCCUGAUUACCUUAUCCAGAAUGUACCUACCUCUAUGCAGGUUAGUCAUCAAAACCUUAAAAAGACCAAUCUACCCCUUCAUAAAUUGUAAUCUUAAGUAACACUUCAUAUCUAUUAAUAGUUGCCAGUCUGUGUGUAAUCUAAAUUCUAAACACUGGAUUUAUAUUAAUAGUUGGCACUUGUCACUCUAUUUAAUAUAUAUAUUUAAAAAAAAAAGUUGCAAAAUUUGCGCGA
This is a messenger RNA of Lactuca sativa (garden lettuce), 844 nucleotides long. RefSeq lists its product as uncharacterized. Lineage: Eukaryota; Viridiplantae; Streptophyta; Magnoliopsida; Asterales; Asteraceae. The record is from RefSeq and is a predicted model, not a curated record.